Molecule: messenger RNA, 1945 nt
Organism: Lates calcarifer (barramundi perch)
Lineage: Eukaryota; Metazoa; Chordata; Actinopteri; Centropomidae
Gene: nek3
Product: NIMA related kinase 3
Exons: 14
Coding region: 89-1600 (503 amino acids)
Biological process (GO): protein phosphorylation
Molecular function (GO): ATP binding; protein kinase activity
Source: RefSeq, a predicted model, not a curated record
UCUAGCGGCGACGUCGCGCAGUGACUGCGCUACGUCAUACAUAAUAAGGAAGUAGCGGCCAAACAAACAACACGAGUACAGGUGCUCCAUGGAGACAUAUACACUCCUGAGAGUCAUCGGUGAAGGAUCUUUCGGCAGGGCUUUGUUAGUCCACUGUAAAAGCAAUCAGGAGAAGUAUGUGGUCAAGGAAAUCCAGCUGCCAAAGAACCAGUCCAAAUUGGAGAUUUCAAGGAGAGAAGCCAUCCUGCUGUCCAGAAUGAAACAUCCUAAUAUUGUGGCCUUCAGGGAGGCAUUUGAAGCUGAUGACCUCCUGUGUAUUGUCAUGGAGUACUGCAGUGGAGGAGACCUGCUGCAGAGGAUCCAGCAACAGAAGAAUACACAGUUUUGUAUUGAUGAUAUCUUGAGGUGGUUUGCUCAGAUGUGUGCAGGUGCAAAGCAUAUCCAUGAUAAACGGGUAUUGCACAGAGAUCUGAAGUCCAAGAACAUUUUCCUGGCAGAGAAUGGGACAGUCAAGCUUGGGGACUUUGGCUCAGCAUGUAUUCUGAACAGCUCAAAGGCUUACGCUCACACUUAUGUUGGGACGCCAUAUUAUGUGGCUCCAGAAAUCUGGGACAACAAGCCGUACAACAAUAAAAGUGAUGUGUGGUCUUUGGGCUGUGUUCUCUAUGAGCUCUGCACCCUGCGACACCCGUUCCAGGCAUCCAGCUGGAAGAGCCUGAUUCUUAAGGUGUGCCGGGGCGCGUACCCUCCCCUCCCCAGCCACCUGCCCUACGAGCUGCAGUAUUUGGUCAAGCAGAUGUUCAGGACAAACCCAAAAGACAGGCCGUCCCUGCACACCAUCCUGACCUCUCACCGCGUUUCGAAACUCCUGCGCUCACAUUUGCCCUCUGAGGUAAAAACAGCGACUGUCACCACGCAGGAGACACUCGCUCCUGGGCCUGAAGUGAUUUUAUGGCCACCCAUCUAUCAGAACGACAUACUGUCAGGACAUAGUGUCAAAGUGAUAGAGACGGAGGAGCAGGGGAGGCGCAUGGGUCGAUGGAACAUAGAAGAGGGGAAGAAGGUGGCUAAUCUUCUGGGAGAGAAGAGUUUAAUAAAAUUGUCAACAUUUGAAGGCAUGGAGUCAGCUGAAGGUCACUGUGAAAACAGGGAGCCUGGCCAUCGAAAGCAGUGGGCGGCUGCGCCAUCAGACACUGUGCUGCAGAUGUUGGCCAAUGCCAGCCUCGUCUCAUCCGACAGCAUGGCAUCAACCAGCCAGACCCUCAUAGGCUCUGCUCAUGCAAAUGUGCCAGAGGAACCAGAGGAGAGCAGGCAGAGGAGGCAGUGGGUGAGGGAUCCUCCCGAGAGGCUACUGAGUCUGUUGGAGAAGGCCCGGCUGAGCAGAGCCUUCAGCACCUUUUUAAUAAACAGAGGAGGAGACGACCUGCUAGUGGGACCCCUCUCCCAGCCGCAGGGUGACGACACUGACGGUCCAGAGCUGGAAGUGGCUGUAGACGAGGACCGGCUGGAGCCACGCUCUGAUGAUGAGGACACAGACUUUGAGGAAGAAUCUCCAUGUGACUGGAUAGAUGAAGUUGAAAAAAUGUUUUCAGAACACUAAAGCCUCAUUCCCUCUCAACCUACACAUUCACAAGGCUGCCAUUAUUAAUGUAUAUGUUUGUUUAAAACGGUUUCCACAUGGUAAAAAUAAUUUUACUUGAUGUAUGUCAGACCAGUUAUUGGUCUUAUAGAUGAGGACCAAUUUUUCUAGUAGGUUAUAUCCAAGUUUACAAAAUUCUAGUUAAGCUCAGACACUAAGAGUGAGACAGUAAGUUUUUUAUUAUAUUGGAUGUUUCAAGCUCUUGAUCACAGUGCUGCAACAAAACACUAUAUUUGUACUGGAUCUCAGCUCAUUGUCACAAAACCUUUUUUUGUUUGUUUUACAUAAAGAUGCCUGGGAUGUGUC